AGAGCUGAGAGCAAGAUGGCUGCCACCAAGAGGGUGCUGUACGUGGGUGGGCUGGCAGAGGAGGUGGAUGACAAAGUUCUUCAUGCUGCUUUUAUUCCUUUUGGAGACAUCACAGAUAUUCAGAUUCCUCUGGAUUAUGAAACAGAAAAGCACCGAGGAUUUGCUUUUGUUGAAUUCGAGUUGGCAGAGGAUGCUGCAGCAGCCAUCGACAACAUGAAUGAAUCUGAACUCUUUGGGCGGACAAUUCGUGUCAAUUUGGCCAAACCAAUGAGAAUUAAGGAAGGCUCUUCCAGACCAGUUUGGUCAGAUGAUGACUGGUUGAGGAAGUUUUCUGGGAAGACUCUUGAAGAGAAUAAAGAGGAAGAAGGGUCAGAGCCUCCCAAAGUGGAAACCCAGGAGGGAGAGCCUGCUGCAAAAAAGGCCCGGUCAAACCCUCAGGUGUACAUGGACAUCAAGAUUGGGAACAAGCCAGCCGGCCGCAUCCAGAUGCUCCUGCGUUCAGACGUCGUUCCCAUGACAGCAGAGAACUUCCGGUGCCUGUGCACCCACGAGAAGGGCUUUGGCUUCAAGGGCAGCAGCUUCCACCGCAUCAUCCCCCAGUUCAUGUGCCAGGGCGGCGACUUCACGAACCACAACGGCACCGGUGGCAAGUCCAUCUACGGGAAGAAGUUUGAUGACGAAAACUUCAUCCUCAAACACACGGGGCCAGGCCUGCUCUCCAUGGCCAACUCCGGCCCAAACACCAACGGCUCCCAGUUCUUCCUGACGUGUGACAAGACGGAUUGGCUGGAUGGCAAGCACGUGGUGUUUGGGGAGGUCACGGAAGGCCUGGACGUCUUGCGGCAGAUUGAGGCCCAGGGCAGCAAGGACGGGAAGCCCAAGCAGAAGGUGAUCAUCGCCGACUGUGGGGAGUAUGUGUGACGGGCGCUGUCUCUGUGCUGCCCCUGCGUAUCCAGGAGAGUCAGCCCCAGGGAGCCAGCACCUGAGGGUGUCCCGUUUGCAGCAAGCAGGGCUUUGUGCCAGGGCCCUUCCUCGGGCCAGCGUGGGCAGCUCCUCUGCGGGCACGGCCUGGGCUCACUCUGGGCUCUUGCCCAAGUGUGGCCGUGGGCCUGGAGCUGGCACAGGCACUGCCCUCCCCACUGUGGACGGCCGUGCAUGGCCUUUCUGUGGCCUCUGUGCCAGGGCAUCUCCUGGGCCCUCGAGUGUGGCUCCUGGACACUCCUUCUGGUGAAAUAAAUCCUAGUUCUUGUUCUGCUGCCUGCA
This is a messenger RNA of Equus quagga, 1263 nucleotides long. Its product is annotated as peptidyl-prolyl cis-trans isomerase E-like. The record is from RefSeq and is a predicted model, not a curated record. Lineage: Eukaryota; Metazoa; Chordata; Mammalia; Perissodactyla; Equidae. The transcript has 10 exons. Bases 16 to 921 code for a protein of 301 amino acids. Gene Ontology annotation, biological process: protein folding; protein peptidyl-prolyl isomerization. Gene Ontology annotation, molecular function: RNA binding; peptidyl-prolyl cis-trans isomerase activity.